Molecule: messenger RNA, 2912 nt
Organism: Cuscuta campestris
Lineage: Eukaryota; Viridiplantae; Streptophyta; Magnoliopsida; Solanales; Convolvulaceae
Source: the annotation of a GenBank genome assembly
CUUUACCUCGACGCCUUUUUUGAACCGACAGGUUAGAAUUAAUAUUAGGGUUUGAGGACUCCAUAUGUUACUAUAUAAGGGACCCCAACUCCCUUACGUAAGGAUCAAAAAUAUAGAUUAUUCCUCUCCCUACUUCUCUUCUAAAAACCCUAAACCCUUUCCCUACGGCCGAUCGGAAGUAUCGACCUUCUUCUCCUUCGUCUUGUUUCUUCACUGCUGCACGGGCUAGAUACCUUCGUGUAUCAAUUGGUGCUUUCAUCGACGUACUCAUGACUAAUUCCGGAAUUUCUUCUGACUCCUUUACCCUCGCCGACAUCAUGGGCGCUAUCGCUGAGUUGCGGACGGAUCUACAGACCACUAAAACCAGGGUGGCGGAACUGGCAGUGGCAAACCGUCCAGUCACGGAACCCCAUCGGCGUGCACCGGCGCAGUUUACACCCGGGUGGCGACCUCCUCCUUCACGCACGACGCCACCAACUCUUGAACCCGCGCCACGGAUGCGGGUAGAUGCCCCUCGUUUUUCUGGUGAAGAUCCUACGGGCUGGAUUUUUAAGGUACAAAAAUAUUUUGAUUACUUCCUCACACCGGAGCCGGAGCGGUUGCAACUGGUCUCUAUGCUAAUCGACCAUCCCGCCUCGGAAUGGUUUCAUUAUUUCCAAGCUAACAACCCGGGUGCCACUUGGCCCGAGUUUUUGGACGCCGUGCAGCAACGUUUUGAUUCAAGUUAUUAUGAGAAUUAUAUUGGGCUGUUAUCUAAAUUAUCACAGACAUCGUCGGUUAUGGACUACCAGUCGGCGUUUGAAACAAUUUUAAAUAAGGUUUCGGGGGUACCCGAGGGGACUCUCAUUGCCAUAUUCAUUGCCGGCCUCAAACAACCGGUACGACGUGAGGUUAACUUGCAGAAUCCGUCCACCCUGGCCUCCGCGUUUGCCCUUGCCCAGGAACUGUCGGCAUGCCAUGAAGAGGCGGCGGCAUCCUAUUCGGCUAACAACAGGAAACCAUGGCAGCCUCGGCCGAGUUCUACCACAGGGACCGGACUUUUGCCCACUCCAGUACCUACCUCACGGCCUUCCCCACUCCGAGGCCGUCCAAAUGACAGAUCGUCUCCUCUGCAAGUGGUUCGUUUGUCCCCGGCUGAAAAGACAGAACGUAAUAAGAAAGGGCUCUGUUGGUAUUGCGACGAAAAAUGGGUGCCGGGACAUAAUUGUAAGCACCGAUUUUUGGUUCUCAUGGGCCCCGAUGACGACGACGAGGAUACCAGCGAUCUCACACCACCUGGCCACACCGAGGACACGAUAUCCGGGGAUGUUUCUAGUAUCUUAUCUCUGGCAGGGAGUCCUCGCUCGUUGAAGUUGGCGGGAUCUAUAAAUGGCGUGGCUGUUCAGGUUUUGUUGGAUGGGGGCAGUACCCACAAUUUUUUACACCCUGCGGUGGCCGAACGUUUGGCGUUGGUUCUACACCCUACCCCGGCUUUUCGCGUCUACGUAGGUAACGGUGAUUCGUUACGCUGCGCCUACUCAUGUCUGCAGACACCGUUAACCUUGCAAGGCCACGUUUUUGAGGUGGAUCUUUAUGUGCUUGCUAUUCACGGGCCCGACGUAGUACUUGGCGUUCAAUGGCUCCAGACGCUCGGCAAAAUCUCCCAUUAUUAUUCGGAGAUGACUAUGGAUUUUACUUGGCAGGGCCGUCCUAUUACUCUCCGCGGUGAUACCCCUACACCGCGACCCCUCUCUUAUAGUCAGUUCUGCGUCCUUGCCGCGUCGCCCGAGCCGUGUGACCAUUAUGAGCUUGUGUCUUCCGCUGCUACUAUCAACGCACAAGGGGCACCAUCAGAGGAUAUCCCCGCCGAUGUAUCGCAGCCUAUCCGGGAAUUAUUGUCUGAGUUUGUGGGGGUUUUCGUCGGGGCCACAAACCGCGCCGCCGAUGCAUUAUCUCGCAGGGAGGACGACUCGGACCCAGCCAAUCUGUUCACCGUGUGUGCACAGCCCAUUCCUCACCUCCUACAGACCCUAAAGACAGAGAAUUCUUCACUGCCAGACCUGGUGUCCUUACAUACGGCGGUUAGUGACGGGUCGGCACCAGCGCAUAUUUCGGUUCAUGAUGGGAUCCUUUACUACAAUCACCGUUUGUACAUCAGCCCUGCGUCACCCCUCUGCCAACAACUCCUCCAUGAGUUUCACGCCACACCCACGGCUGGUCACCAGGGCGUCGACCGCACAUUUCGCCGUUUAGCAGCCAUUUUCUUCUGGCCAGGCAUGCGACGGGCGGUGCGCCAGUUUGUGGCUUCAUGCACGGUGUGCCAAGCCACCAAACCUCCACCAUCUCUCUUUCCCACAUUAUCCGUCCGUGCCCGGGUCCCCGCAGUCGAGGAAUUAUUGCGUGAGCGGGCUGCCUUAUUGGAGGAUUUAAAACUUCAUUUGAGGAAAAUGCAGCAGAGGAUGUGCGCCCAGGCUAAUCGUCACCGGCGGGAGGUGGUAUUCAACGUCGGUGACAUGGUGCUCCUUCGGCUACAGCCUUAUCGGCAACACUCUUUGGCACGUCCUGGGUCGUACAAGCUGGCCAAACGUUUCUAUGGGCCCUUUGAAGUUUUGGAACGGGUGGGGCCGGUUGCAUACCGCCUCCGCUUACCGGAGGCUUGCCGCAUACACAAUGUAUUCCAUGUCUCACUAUUGCGACCCUAUGUUCAGCGGGAUGACAGUGCCGUGCUGCCCUCUUUGCCUCUGGAAUUCAUCAAGGGACGGCCAUUAUCUGUCCCGGUCGCAGCGUGGAUAGUCGUCGGGUGCUGGUCAACGGGGAACCGCGGGACAAGUGGCUAGUGCAGUGGUCAGAUGGCACACCAGCAGAGGCUACAUGGGAACCAGUCCAGGAACUAAUUGCUGCUUUUCCGGAUUUACGCCUUGAGGACAAGGCUA